This is a messenger RNA of Musa acuminata AAA Group (dessert banana), 1852 nucleotides long. RefSeq names its product actin-like. The transcript is spliced from 4 exons. Gene Ontology annotation, cellular component: cytoplasm. The record is from RefSeq and is a predicted model, not a curated record. Lineage: Eukaryota; Viridiplantae; Streptophyta; Magnoliopsida; Zingiberales; Musaceae. The coding region runs from base 565 to 1698 and encodes 377 amino acids.
AUGAACGAAGAAAGCCCUAAUUUUGUUGUUUCUUGGUUUCGGAUCACUUAUCAUUUUUGUAUCAGUAAAUUGUAGUUUCUGUUGGAUUCUUAUGUUAGUCAUUUUCCUGUUGCCACUCUUCUGCAGAAGAAAUGAUGGCAUGGGUCGCUUUGCCAAUCGCAACAUUCACUUGUGCUCUGUAUUGUCUGGAUUUAAUUGUAGAUGCAAAUUGGAUUCAUGUGUUGGUGAUCGCUGUAGGUGUUUUAUCUCUUUACCAAUUUUCAUGAUUUGACCUGCUUUAAAUCAUGUCUCCUUAUGCCAAUUUAAGGAAUCAGUCCCACCAUUUGCCAGAUAAAAAGUAGCAGUUGGGACUUCAUGAAAGUAUGUGGGAUAACCUGUUCAAGGAGACUUGUAACUCCUAAUGAAUACUUCACUUCAUGAUUCUUAAAGAUCAGAUUGGGGACUGGGGUUCUGUCACGUUGGGUAGAUUUAUGCCUUCAGAUGUGGUUCUUCGUCGUGGUUUAACCAUGAAAUGCUGUGUCGUAGCUAACUAAGCUUCCCUGCAAGUAGUAUUGGAUAUAAAAGAUGGCAGAUGGUGAAGAUAUUCAGCCUCUCGUGUGUGACAAUGGAACUGGAAUGGUUAAGGCUGGUUUUGCCGGAGAUGAUGCCCCGAGGGCCGUCUUUCCAAGCAUCGUGGGUCGACCUCGUCAUACGGGUGUGAUGGUUGGUAUGGGCCAGAAAGAUGCAUAUGUCGGAGAUGAGGCUCAAUCCAAACGAGGUAUUUUAACCCUGAAAUAUCCCAUUGAGCAUGGUAUUGUGAGCAACUGGGAUGACAUGGAGAAAAUUUGGCACCACACUUUCUACAACGAGCUUCGUGUGGCACCAGAAGAACAUCCUGUUCUUCUUACCGAGGCGCCUCUUAACCCCAAGGCCAAUCGUGAGAAGAUGACCCAGAUCAUGUUUGAGACCUUCAAUGCUCCAGCUAUGUAUGUUGCCAUCCAGGCUGUUCUGUCUCUUUAUGCUAGCGGUCGAACAACGGGAAUUGUGCUCGACUCCGGUGAUGGUGUCAGCCAUACAGUCCCUAUCUACGAAGGUUAUGCGCUCCCACAUGCAAUCCUUCGUCUAGACCUUGCUGGUCGCGACCUCACUGAUGCUCUCAUGAAGAUUUUGACCGAGCGUGGUUACUCCUUCACUACCACUGCUGAGCGUGAAAUUGUUCGCGACAUCAAAGAGAAAUUGGCAUACAUUGCUCUUGAUUAUGAGCAGGAGUUAGAGACGGCAAAGACCAACUCAUCCGUGGAGAAAAAUUAUGAGCUGCCUGAUGGGCAGGUUAUCACCAUUGGUGCUGAGAGAUUCCGUUGUCCUGAAGUCCUUUUCCAGCCAUCCAUGAUCGGGAUGGAAGCUGCAGGCAUACAUGAGACGACAUACAACUCCAUCAUGAAAUGUGAUGUGGACAUAAGAAAGGAUUUGUAUGGAAACAUUGUCCUGAGUGGAGGAUCCACCAUGUUCACAGGCAUUGCCGACAGGAUGAGCAAAGAGAUCACUGCGCUGGCUCCAAGCAGCAUGAAGAUUAAGGUGGUUGCUCCCCCGGAAAGGAAGUACAGUGUUUGGAUUGGUGGAUCUAUCUUGGCAUCCCUUAGCACUUUCCAGCAGAUGUGGAUUGCAAAAGCAGAAUAUGAUGAGUCCGGUCCUUCCAUCGUGCACAGAAAGUGCUUCUAGAUCUUCUAUCGAUAGGCAAUAAGGUGGUCAACAACAUAAAUGGAAGGAGUAGUUCAGUAUUCUCAAUUUGGAACUUGCUUGUAUGAUGGUCUGGACAAUGAUGUGAGAUGCUGUUCUUCCUCGACCAAAUAUGCAACCAUCUUCAUUCUCUUGA